ACCACCACCGUGGGUUGCCCCUCAAAGCUGCAUCGAGACCUCCCACUGUUGGUGCUGAGCGGCGCUGAGCACAGCUCUCAGGGAGAAGGACAGAGCCUGGGUGGCGGACGCACAGCUUCUCGGGGCAGCUGGACAGAGAGGGAAGUGAGGCAGACGGACAGACAGACAGCAGAGACAAUUACAUAGACGGAGAGGAGAGACGCGGGCACACGGCCGCAGUGAGGGCCACCGGGAACAGAAGGGAACAGGCGUGCGCCUCGCUGCGGAGGCUGAGCAUCCCGCCGCCUUUGGGAAGCCCUUGCCUCCGCCGCCGCCAGGUCUCGCGGUGUGGGAGGGUCGCACUAGGUUCUGGCACUGGGACUUCAUGGCCGCCGUCGGGUCUGGGGCGCGGGCUACAUUUGGAGCCUGGGACUAUGGGGUCUUCGCGCUCAUGCUCCUCGUGUCCACGGGCAUCGGGCUGUGGGUGGGAGUGGUGCGGAGCCGGCAGCGCAGCGCUGAAGACUUUUUCACAGGGGGUCGGCGCCUGGCCGCCCUGCCCGUUGGCCUCUCGCUGGCUGCCAGCUUCAUGUCGGCCGUACAGGUGCUGGGGGUACCCGCUGAGGCCUACCGCUACGGCCUCAAGUUCCUCUGGAUGUGCAUGGGCCAGUUGCUCAACUCCCUACUGACCGCCGCCUUCUACCUGCCAGUCUUCUACCGCCUGGGCCUCACCAGCACCUACCAGUACCUGGAGCUGCGCUUCAGCCGAGCUGUGCGGUUCUUUGGGGCCCUGCAGUACCUGGUGGCCACAGUGCUAUACACUGGCAUCGUGAUCUAUGCCCCUGCACUCAUCCUGAACCAAGUGACUGGGCUGGACAUCUGGGCGUCGCUCCUGUCCACUGGAGCCAUCUGCACCUUCUACACCACUGUGGGCGGCAUGAAGGCUGUGAUCUGGACUGACGUGUUCCAGGUGGUGGUGAUGCUGGCCGGGUUCUGGGUUGUCCUGGCCCGCGGGGCCGUGCUUGUGGGAGGGCCUAGGCAGGUGCUGGAGCUCGCCCGGAACCACUCCCGGAUCAACCUGAUGGACUUUGACCCAGACCCACGGAGUCGGUACACAUUCUGGACUUUUGUGGUGGGCGGCACACUGAUGUGGCUCUCAAUGUACGGCGUGAACCAAGCACAGGUGCAGCGCUAUGUGGCCUGCCGCACAGAGAAGCAGGCCAAACUGGCCCUACUCAUCAACCAGCUGGGCCUGUUCCUGAUCGUGUCCAGUGCCGCUUGCUGUGGCAUCGUCAUGUUCGCGGUCUAUAUGGACUGCGACCCCCUCCUCUCAGGGCGCAUUUCUGCCCCAGACCAGUACAUGCCCCUGCUUGUGCUGGACAUCUUCGAGGACCUGCCUGGAGUCCCUGGGCUCUUUCUAGCCUGUGCCUACAGUGGCACCCUCAGCACGGCAUCCACCAGCAUCAAUGCCAUGGCCGCAGUCACUGUGGAGGACAUCAUCAAACUGCGGUUGCCCAACCUGGCACCCCGGAGACUCAUGGUCAUCUCCAAGGGGCUCUCGCUCGUAUAUGGCUCGGCCUGUCUGGCCAUUGCAGCUCUGUCCUCACUGGUCGGGGAUGGAGUCCUCCAGGGCUCCUUCACUGUCAUGGGCGUCCUCAGCGGCCCCCUCCUCGGAGCCUUCACUCUGGGCAUGUUCCUCCCCGCCUGCAACACACCGGGCGUCCUCUCAGGGCUGUUGGCUGGCUUGACCUUGUCACUGUGGGUGUCCGUGGGCGCCACUCUGUACCCGCCUACAGCGAAGUCCAUGGGGGUCCUGCCGUCCUCAGCCGCCGGCUGUGUGGAGCCCUCAGCCAACGCCUCUGCCUCUGGCAUCCUGGGCCCGCUACCCACCGCCAAUGCCUCCAGUGGGGCCCCCAGAAUGGACCCUGGCCGACCCGCCUUGGCUGACAGCUUCUACGCUAUUUCCUAUCUUUAUUAUGGUGCCCUGGGCACACUGAGCACCGUGCUGUGUGGAGCCCUCGUGAGCUACCUGACAGGCCCGACCAAGCACAGUGCCCUGCGUCCUGGUCUGCUGUGGUGGGACCUCACAUGGCAGACAGCAUCAGUAGCUCCCAAGGAAGAAGUGGCCACCCUGGAUGACAGCUUGGUGAAGGGGGCUGAGGACCCCCCCAGAACCAAGAGACCUCCUGACUUCUUGCCCACCAGUGAGGAUCAUCUGCUCUUCCUGGGGCAGGAGGAGGUGAAUGGAGCCAGCUCUGGCUUCAGGACCCCUGGCAGUGGAUGUGAGGAUGGUCAUGACCUUCGGGAGACAGACCUCUGAGCCAGCUCAGGACUGACCGCCAGGAAUAGAACCUCAGGAUGUUACACAGCCUCUGACCUUGGGAGCUGGAAGGGAGGAGGAAGGAGAAAGAACAUUUCAGCUUUCCUCCUGUGCCUGGACACUUUCCCCAUCUCAUCUGUUAAGGACUGUGAACCCACUCUGCAGAGGAAGAACCUGAGGCUCAGCGAGGUUGCCUGAGGUCACCCAGCAAGUCCUGUCCGGCAGUGACAGGCCUGGGCGCUGCUCAACACUGGCGCUGGGCUGUAGACACAUCACUGGUGGGCCCGGUCCGACAGGCUGGGCAAGUGCACAUCCCUGACUCUUGCCUGGAAACUUCAUCCACACAUAUCAAAUAAAUGGACUCUGAGGCUUGA
Molecule: messenger RNA, 2670 nt
Organism: Phyllostomus discolor (pale spear-nosed bat)
Lineage: Eukaryota; Metazoa; Chordata; Mammalia; Chiroptera; Phyllostomidae
Gene: SLC5A5
Product: solute carrier family 5 member 5
Exons: 16
Coding region: 365-2296 (643 amino acids)
Biological process (GO): thyroid hormone generation; iodide transmembrane transport; sodium ion transport
Cellular component (GO): membrane
Molecular function (GO): sodium:iodide symporter activity
Source: RefSeq, a predicted model, not a curated record